Messenger RNA from Malus domestica (apple), 2001 nucleotides. RefSeq names its product SNF1-related protein kinase catalytic subunit alpha KIN10. Gene Ontology annotation, cellular component: cytoplasm. The record is from RefSeq and is a predicted model, not a curated record. Gene Ontology annotation, molecular function: protein binding; protein serine/threonine kinase activity; ATP binding. Gene Ontology annotation, biological process: protein phosphorylation; intracellular signal transduction. NCBI's taxonomy places the organism in Eukaryota, Viridiplantae, Streptophyta, Magnoliopsida, Rosales, Rosaceae.
CGUAGUGAGUGAAAGUCGGGAAGCGAAGCGAGAAAGAAUAAAGACGAACAGGUAAUCCCUUUUUUCGAGUUUCUGGGUCUUUGAGGCUGCAAUUUCCUCAAUCCAAUUCGAAGAGACCCAUUUCGCCUUGCGUAUUUGCGACUUCAAUUUCGGAUUAGGAAAAUGGAUGGACCUGUUGGCCGUGGUGGUAGCAGUGCAGAUACUUAUUUACCAAAUUACAAGCUCGGAAAGACUCUUGGUAUUGGUUCUUUUGGAAAGGUUAAAAUUGCAGAGCAUGCAUUAACUGGACAUAAAGUUGCUAUCAAGAUCCUUAACCGCCGCAAAAUAAAGAACAUGGAAAUGGAAGAGAAAGUGAGAAGAGAAAUCAAAAUAUUGAGGUUGUUUAUGCAUCCUCACAUUAUACGACUCUAUGAGGUCAUUGAAACACCAUCCGACAUUUAUGUCGUGAUGGAGUAUGUGAAGUCUGGGGAGCUCUUUGAUUAUAUAGUAGAGAAGGGUAGGCUGCAGGAAGAUGAAGCUCGUAACUUUUUUCAACAGAUAAUAUCUGGCGUAGAGUAUUGUCACAGGAAUAUGGUUGUUCAUAGAGAUUUAAAGCCCGAAAAUUUGCUUCUGGAUUCCAAAUGCAAUGUGAAAAUUGCUGAUUUUGGUCUGAGCAACAUAAUGCGUGAUGGCCAUUUUCUCAAGACAAGUUGCGGCAGCCCGAAUUAUGCUGCUCCAGAGGUUAUAUCUGGCAAGCUGUACGCUGGGCCUGAAGUGGAUGUGUGGAGUUGUGGUGUUAUACUAUAUGCUCUUCUUUGUGGCACCCUUCCAUUUGAUGAUGAAAAUAUUCCAAACUUGUUUAAGAAAAUAAAGGGUGGGAUAUACACUCUUCCUAGUCAUUUGUCACCUGGUGCAAGAGACUUGAUUCCAAGAAUGCUUGUAGUUGAUCCAAUGAAGCGAAUGACCAUUCCUGAGAUUCGACAUCAUGCAUGGUUCCAGGCUCAUCUUCCUCGUUAUUUAGCUGUUCCUCCACCAGACACCAUGCAACAAGCAAAAAAGAUUGAUGAGGAAAUUCUUCAGGAGGUAGUUAAGAUGGGAUUUGACAGGAACCAUCUGGUUGAGUCUCUACGUAGUAGAGUACAGAAUGAGGGAACAGUUGCAUACUAUUUGUUAUUGGACAACCGUUUCCGUGUAUCCAGUGGCUAUCUUGGAGCUGAGUUUCAGGAGACUGUGGAUUGUGGUUUCAAUCGUAUGCAGCAAAGUGAGACUGCUGCUUCACCUGUUGGGCACCGCCUUCCUGGAUAUAUGGAGUAUCAAGGAAUGGGUUUUAAACCACAGUUCCCUGUUGAAAGGAAAUGGGCUCUUGGACUUCAGUCUCGAGCACAUCCUCGUGAAAUAAUGACAGAAGUCCUUAAAGCUUUACAAGAAUUGCGGGUUUGUUGGAAGAAGAUAGGACACUACAACAUGAAGUGUAGGUGGGUUUUUGACAAUACAGGUCAAAACGAAGGCAUGAUCGACAACCCUGUGCACGGUAACCAUUAUUUUGGAGAUGAGUCCAGCAUCAUCGAAAAUGAUGGUGCUAUGAAGAUGCCAAAUGUGGUCAAGUUUGAAGUGCAGCUUUUCAAAACUCGGGAGGAGAAGUACCUGCUUGAUCUUCAGAGGGUUCAGGGUCCGCAGUUUCUCUUCUUGGAUCUUUGUGCUGCUUUCCUUGCCCAACUUCGUGUACUUUAGAGGUAGAGAGCUAGGCCUUCAACAAGUCCUCUGUGAAUCUAUCGUGAUGCUCGUGAAAAAACCUUUUCAACGUGUAUAUAUAAUCUGCCCUUCAGUUUGUGCUGCUGUACUUAUUUCCGUCGCAUUCCCCAGUUUUAUAUGGGUAAUCGUGUUGUUAUUGAGCCAGUAUUCAACACUGGCCUUUGCCGAGUCAUUUCUAGUUUGGUAUAUGAAGUGGGUCUGUCCUGAAUUCUCCUCUUUACGAACACAAAUUGGUAUGAAAGAAAGAACUAACCUCCUUUGGAGAAAUGA